Messenger RNA from Cuscuta europaea, 3600 nucleotides. Lineage: Eukaryota; Viridiplantae; Streptophyta; Magnoliopsida; Solanales; Convolvulaceae. The record is from the annotation of a GenBank genome assembly.
GUAAAUAAGAAUAAAGUAACAAAUUUACCUUUACUUUUAUUUUUUUCUCAUUAACUUAAAAGUGACAUCUACUCUUAGAAAGAUAGACAAAAGUGUAAAAAAAAAAUCACUUAUUAUCGUUCCUUAAUCGUUGUAUAGUAUUUGUGGAAUGAAGAUUUAUACCGGAAGCGCCAUAAAGUUGUGCAAAAACCCUUCACUCCCUUUACCCCGUUAUUACCUCUGUCCAAUACCUUUGUGGACGAGUACAGAUCUUUCUUAGACUCCACAACGUCUGUGUUGCUCAUUAUUUGCGAAGUCGUGAAGAAAUCUCCACUUUUUCUGGGUAAAAAUGGGUAAAAAGGUUAAGAAGAAGGCUAGAAAUGUCCACAAUGAAAAGAGGGUUCAUGCUGCAGCUUGUACCUCUGUUUCUCAACAGAGUAGACACAAUACUGAAGGUCAGGAAGAGGGAGUUGUAGCUGUAAAAGAGAUAAAAAUGUGCCCCCAUGUUGAUAAGAAACUUAAUCUUGAAAAAGUUUCUGCAAAAAUUGGCUCUUCAGAAUCUCUUAGGUGUGAAGAAUGCACGGGUGGGGAUUUUGAUAACCGGUCAUCUAAGGGGAAGAACAAGCAUGUGAAGAAGAAGGUGGGUGCGGAUAAAGCUAUAUGGAUUUGUCUAGAAUGUGGUCAUUUUUCAUGUGGGGGUGUUGGUCUUCCUACGACACCUCAAAGCCAUGCUGUUCGCCAUUCAAAGAAAUAUCAUCAUUCAUUGGCUGUCCAGUAUGAAAACCCUCACCUUAUUUGGUGCUUCCCAUGCAAUAAACUUAUUCCUUUCAAUAAAACAGAUGACAAUGGUGAACACAAAAAGGUUUUACUUGAGAUUGUGAAACUAAUCAAAGGAACACAACCUGAGGUUACCAAUCUAUAUCCUGACAAUGUGUAUUCUUCAACUGGGAGUGGAACUAUCACGAGUUGUGUCGUAUCAAAACAAUCUGGUUGUGGUUAUUCUGUGAGAGGGUUUAUUAAUUUAGGGAAUACAUGUUUCUUUAAUUCUGUAAUGCAGAAUCUUAUGUCAAUUAAUAAGUUGCGGGACCAUUUUCUUGGGGUGGAUGCUUUUGUUGGUCCGCUUACUGCUUCUAUGAAAAAACUCUUCAUAGAGACAAAUCCUGACAACGGUUUGAGGGGCAUUGUAAAUCCAAAAUCUGUUUAUAGUUCGAUAUGCUCCAAAUCUCCUCAAUUUCGAGGUUACCAGCAACAAGAUAGUCAUGAACUGCUUCGUUGUUUACUUGACGGUUUAAGUACUGAAGAACUCUCUGCAAGCAAAAAACGCAAAGCAUUUCCGGAGGAAGAUGAUAAAUCCCAAACUGUAGGUCCCACAUUUGUUAGUGCCAUAUUUGGGGGGCAACUUUCUAGCACUGUUAGCUGUAUAGAAUGUGGCCACUCCUCAGUAGUCUAUGAACCAUUCUUGGAUCUGUCAUUGCCAGUUCCAACUAAGAGGCCCCCAUAUAAGAAACCUCCAAUAGUGACUCAACCCAAAAAGUCAAAGCUUCCCCCAAAGAGAAGUUGGAGGGUUAAUACAAGAUCUAGCAAGUAUAUGAUGUCUCAACCUGCUCAGAAUGUUCCAGAACCUGCAGUGGUUCCUCUAAGAGAUGCAUCAUUACAUUACCUUGACGUGAGUACUUUGGCAGAUGACAUGGGUUUGUUUACGAAGGUUCCCUCUGCCACUAACCGGGAGUCUGAAAAUAACACUAUAAUCGAAGCAGAAAUUGUUACCGGCACAGAUGAAUUUACAUGGUUGGAUUUUCUUGAGCCAGAAAUGUUGCCUACCUCUGAAUGUUUAACUUUUCAGUGUGAUGAAACUGAAACUAGUAAGUAUUGUGGGAAUGGAGAUUCUGUUCAGAAGGAUGUCUCUUUGCAGAAGAAGUUGGAAUCUAAUAUGGAGAUUGUUUCAUCAUAUACAGACAUAACAUCUUCUUCAGACAAUUUGACAAGCUUGAAUAACCUAGAACAAGAUGGCCAUGGUAUUGUUUCCCAAUUCAAUGACAUAUCACUUCCCGGCGAUUGUGCAACCAAGGAUGCAUCUCAAGCUCACAAUAGUACGGGAUUUUGUGAUCAUAUUUCCUUUUCAGAACAAAAUAUGGAAAUAAACUCUUCCAUAAUGCAUUUGGAAGGCGAAGCACCGGUGCAGGUGAAGGAUUCAGAGAUAUUAUUUCUUCCAGACACAGAAGAAACCUUAUUAACAUCAUAUGAGGCACCAAAAGGAUUGCACCAAAAGGAUUCAGAAAUAUUGUUGCUUCCCUACAAAGAAGAAACCUCCUCAAUAUCUUCAUAUGAGGUGCCAAAAGAAGAAUGUGAAGUUUUUUCUGUAGCCGGUUGUCAACAAGAUGUGGAUCUUGAUGGCAUUGGAAGCUUAUUUGAUGAACCUGAGGAGACGGUUGCAAGUUGUUCUGUAAGGCCCUCGCCAAGCAGUGACUCUGAUCCCGACGAGGUUGAUAAUAGUGAUUCUACUACGGUGUCAGUGGAGAGUUGCUUAGCUUACUUCACGAAGCCUGAACAUCUUUCCAAAACUGACCAUGCCUGGAAGUGCGAAAACUGCUCAAAAGUUUUUCUAGAACAAAAGAAGAGAGAGAUGAAAGCAUUGCUGAAACGUAGAGGUGACUUUGUUGUAAAUAAAUAUGGGGAUAUGCAUUCUCAGAAUACUCCUGAGCUUGCAGCUGCCAACAGAAAUAUGGAAGGAAAUGCUUGCAAUGGAAAUAUGCUCAAUGUUUAUCGGAAAGCUGAUGAAGAUAAAGUAUCUUCCCAGCUGGAAGACAUGUCUGCUGAUCAAUCAGAGUCUUCAGGGUUGAGUAAGUCAUUUAGUCAGUUAAAUCAUCAUCGGUAUAAAGAAGAUGGCAUCUGCAGUUCGAGUGUGGAUCACUGUUGCAGAUCCCAUGAUGCUGAAAGUAUGGAGGAUAAUCACCCUCUAUUGCAAGAAUCUGGGUCAUCAGAUUCAGAUGGAAAUGUGGAUGAAGAGAUGGAUCCUGAAAUUGUCAAAGUGGAAAGAGAUGCAACUAAGAGGAUCCUCAUCGAUAAGCCACCUCUGAUUUUGACGAUUCAUUUGAAGAGAUUCAACCAAGACGCUCGAGGGCGGCUGAGUAAAUUGAAUGGCCAUGUUUAUUUUAAAGAUACACUUGAUCUCGAACCAUAUACUGAUCCUAGGCACUCAGAGCAAGGGACCCACAAAUAUCGGUUGCUCGGUGUGGUGGAACAUUCUGGUACUAUGAGGGGAGGGCAUUACAUUGCCUACGUAAGAGGAAUUAAGAAUGGAGGAAACUCUGCAUGGUAUUAUGUGAGUGAUGCUCAUGUGCGCGAGGUUUCUUUGGAAGAAGUUCUUCGCUCUGAGGCAUAUAUUUUGUUUUAUGAAGAAAUGUGAAAGGAAUCUCCUAUACCAAAUUUGAUAUCUUUGAUUUUUUUUGUAUUAUUUUAUAUAUAUUUUUAAGGUUCGAAGGUGUAGUACACCAUAAGUGAGAUGGAGAGGGGAGUGGGAGAGAAAUGUAUACUGUUUGGCGUUCAAUGUUUUGGUCCAUUUUUGUUCUAGAAAUUUUGCGGUGUAUCAAUGAGCCUAAGAAUUAAAUCUUUAGAAGACGG